Molecule: messenger RNA, 4386 nt
Organism: Mucor velutinosus
Lineage: Eukaryota; Fungi; Mucoromycota; Mucoromycetes; Mucorales; Mucoraceae
Product: sporulation-induced protein
Exons: 8
Coding region: 1-4386 (1461 amino acids)
Cellular component (GO): TRAPPIII protein complex
Source: RefSeq, a predicted model, not a curated record
AUGGAGAAACCUUUGCCUUUGAAUCCAUCCAAUCUCUCUACUCGAGAUUAUAUUGCUCGCACGUUAGGGCCCUUGGUUGCAGUGGCAGCAAGUGAAGAUGCCGAAGAAUUAUGUCGAGUAAAUCAUAUCCCCUCCUUUGCCGACUUUAUCAAGCCGUUUGGGGACAUGAUUGAGGGGCGAGUAACACCUCGUGAUUGGCAAGGUGUGCCUAUUCCUAUCGACAACUUCAACAUACGUUUUCGACCUAUCAACAAGUUGGAGGAACCCAACCAUCAGGCAGUGAUGAACCUUGUGCAGGAGAAUGUAAAGGAAAAGGGUGAGCAAUUUCAAGAUCUUACAGAAGAGAUUAAAACAAGAAGUGAUGUGAGUGAAGAGUACUUGAGAACCCCUUUGGACGAUUUGACACCUUGGUACGCAGAUUUUAAGAAUGCAGUGCUAUCGCUUCGAGGUAUCACAGAAUACGAGACAUUUGACCAUCCAGUAGCCACUAUGAUUGUGAUAUCAUCAUCCAAUCCAGAUCCUGUCAGCACAAUCAUGCAGCUCUACAAUCCAAAUGUGCCAUCGUUUACCGUUGAUAAGCCCUACGUGGAUACAAAUAUCUUGAGAUACUAUGUUGUGCUCCACGAUCCAAAUCGUACCAGCAUUGAACAAUCCAAUGCAGUAUUCGAGAAAUUAAAGCGCACCGUUGGAUUGCAUUGUUACCUGCUUAGAAUCAACUCAAACCCUAGAGAUCCAUUGGACGAUGAUAGUAUAGAGGAUCUUUCAGAGGAUGAAAUCAGGGCGAUCUGGGAGCAGGGACUGACAGAGUCGUACGCUGUAGAAUCCAAGCUACAGUCUUUCAGCGCAUCCUCAUCCACUACAUCUGUAAACUUAAUGGAAGCAGUUCCCAGCCCAUCGCUUCCAUCUUCGCCUAUCGUCUCAACUGCUUCGUCCACGCCUGGACACUCUCGCUCAACUUCGGUCUCUUCCAGCAUCAGCAAUCCUUUACAACCUACCGUCAUUCACGGUACAUCCAUUCAAUCAGUCCCCAUUGAUUUAUUGGACGAGCAGCUCAGUACAGAGGAUAACACAACUCCAGCACCCGAGACUCCAGUAACAGCAGCUGCGCCUGCUAUACAAUAUGGGCGAUGUAUGACCUCUGGUGAUGUAAAUAACGUCAAGGCGAUGGUUCGCGAGUUUACCAUUCAAAGCAUGAUUCCCUUCAUGGAGCGCAACAUUCAGCAUUGGAAUGAGCAGGUAGCUUCAGCACGUCGUGGCCUCACAGGUAGACUGUUUGGUGCCAGUCGUCGCCUCUUUGGCACCUCCACACGAAACCCAACUUCGCAAUCCGUGCAAACGAUCACAGUGCAUGGUGCCAAUGUACCUGUGGGUGCAAACGCACUAACGAUAUACCCUUAUGCAGCGCCCGAAGCACAAAUGCGAAAAUUAGCAGAUUAUGCCUUCAUGCUGCGAGACUAUAAAUUUGCACACACCAUCUACGACACAGUGCGCAGAGACUAUGCUACCGAGAAAGCUUAUAAAUACCACGCAGGAACACAAGAGAUGAUGGGUAUCUGCUUGCUCAUGACGAAUCAACCACUGACCAACAAGACGGACGUGGACAGACAUUUUGAAUUGGCUGUGCAACAGUAUUUGGGCCGCUGCAGGUCGCCCUAUCAUGCUACUCGGACGACCAUUGUGUAUUAUGAACUACUCAAGGCUCGUCGCAUGUGGAAGGACAUUCCUACUGCUCUUGUGCGUAUGACGGGCGAAGACUCGGAUCUGAGGUCCGGCUUAUUCUUGGAACAAGCGGCUCACUGUUUCCUGAGAGCACAUAAGCCCAUGGUCAGAAAGUACGGUUUCCACUUGGUCAUGGCUGGACAUCGCUACGGAAAGGCAUCCCAGCGUCUACACGCUUACAGAUCGUACAAGAUGGCCUCUUUUGUGCUGGAGAGUAAUGCAUGGUCUGUUGCCAAAUCACACAUUCAGUUUGCGCUAGGUCGUCAGGCAUUCCAUCUUGGCCGCUUGGAAGACGCCGUUACAUACUUUUCCAAUGUGUUGACAGACACAAAGCAGACACCUCAGCAGCAAGUGGCUCACAUACGCGAGUUCCUGUUCAUCUAUAAACAGUAUAUGGCAUCCGUUGGUAUGGACCCUCUCAAGGAGUCAUUGCCGCUUCUGGCGCUUCCUGUCAUUGAUGAUAAAGAUAUACAAGUGACGCUCUCCAACGCACAGUCGAACACAGCGCUCCGAGAGGAAUGGGCUUCCAUGGAGCUGGAAUUGCUAGAGGAGAGUAUCGCCAAUGGCUAUAUUUCGAGCUCCAAAAGGGCGAUGGCAGUGCAACAACAGGACGAUCAUCGUGUUGUCAGCGCUGUAGGAGAGCCUGCUAUUGUCCAUAUUGAGCUAUUCAAUCCUCUGCAAGUAGCAAUCUCAUUGGGCCAUUUGAUGCUUGGAUGCCAAUAUCAAGCGUCCACUGAAGUGCAAAAAGUUACAACUGAUGCUUAUCAAGUCAUGCCCGAAGGCACGCAGCAAGGGGAUUCUGACAUGUUUGAGUUCGAGAACUUUGACCUGCAAAAGAUCAAUGAAAUCACUUUGGAGCCCUUGGAAAAGAAAAUGAUCAAUCUUGCUAUUGUCCCCCGACAUGAAGGAAGUGUGCAAAUCAAUGGAUUGCACUACACGUUGAAUGAACUGGUGCACACAUUCAGGCCAUUCCACAAGAAGGGCAGGCGCUUGAACAAGACCAAGGAAGAAAUGAUGUCGGUCGUCUAUGCACCCGACAGAUCGCUCGAUAUUCUUGUGACAUCGCCCAUGCCACUGCUUGAUCUUGCCUUUCAUAACGUGCCUGAAACAAUUCUCUCGGGCGAAGUCAUUCAAACUGUGUUGGAGAUCAACAAUAAGGGCAACAAGGGAUUGACCGCACUCAGACUCAAGACCAGCCAUCCCAGCUUCAUUUGUGUUGGUAAUCCAGAAGACAUGGACAAGGAUAUCUAUGCGUCCGAUCCAUCGAAUGCACCUCCUCAAGUGGAACUGCAAAACAAGCUGUUUGAUGCUAGUGUGUUAUCUAUCCCCUUGCCAGCUAAAAAGAACGAAGAACGCAGUAAUGAGAAUGGUGUGGUCGUUCCCGGUGAAACGACGCUAGUACCCUUGUGGAUCCGUGGUGAUCGUAUUGGCAAGCACACGUUCAAGCUUUUGUUCUCGUAUCAGUCGGAUGAAGACAACGCCAUGAUUGCUCAUAGAACACUACGCUACACUGUAAACGUACAGGUGCUUCCUUCGCUCAAGAUUAACGCAUUCACUCGGCCCAGCACCACGGCUGUAAACGAGUAUAUUUUAGGCAUUGAAAUCGAGAAUUUGCAGACGGUUGCCAACUUUGAUUUGACGCAACUGACAGCAACAAGUCCCAUGUGGUCUAUCACACCGCUCAGUAUUGAUCUCUCGUCUGAGGAGGAUGUCUUGGCCAAGACCGUCAUACCUCCACGACAAACUACAUUUGCUUACUACAAGAUUCGUAAGUCGGAGCAGAUGGAUACAUCUUGUCCAGAAGCAUGGACAUCCAAAGCAUUAGGCACGUUGCUAAACAAGGGAAACACCAAAGCGAUCCCACCUCCUAUCCAUCUCAACGUGAGCAAAUUAGCCUUCAGACAGAAUGACAUUCCAUUCGACAUCAUACCGCUUAAAUCCUUUGCACGGAACUCUCGCAUGUAUUGGAGACAAGGUAGCUUGGAAGCUCAAUUCCCCAACAUUUCAAAAGACAAGUACAGUCAUCUCUUUACUCUUUAUAAUACGGCUGAUGUCGACUUGACCUUGUAUUGGGACAUUCCUCAGAUGAAGCGCCAUGGCCAUCAUUACAUUAUUGGCGUGAACCUAGGCGUUCAGCAAAACCCCUUCCAAGGCAGCUCUUCUUAUCUGACGGGUAAGGAAAGCCGUAGUUUGUUUGAAGCUACUGCCAAGGAGAGAGCUCUGUUAGUGAGCAGUUUGACACGUAACCGCGCAUUGAAGGACGAGAGUCCUAUCAAGCUAAAAAUCUCGUCACCAGAUCAGCAGAAGCAUGAUUUUGACAAGGAAGGGCUUUUGAAAGUACCUGUCCUCGUGUCCAUACGCAACUGUUCUUGGAACAGAAGCAGUAAAUACACAUUAGAAUUGUUACCAUCAUCGAAACCAGAGAAAACCAGCAAAGCAGGCAAUUUCAACAUCUUUCCUUUCCAUUGGACAGGCUCCACUGUAUUUUCAGGCAUAUUGAGGCCAGAAGAAAAGCUGGAUAUCCAAAUUUUUGCUACAUUCCAUUUACCUGGAGUGUAUGAUAUUAAUAGAUGGAAACUCACUGUACGUACAGACGAAAAGGACGAUGCUGAAGUCUUUGUACAUCAGCCUAGUCUACCUCAAUUAAUCACUGCCAUUGCCAUCUAA